Molecule: messenger RNA, 2999 nt
Organism: Linum tenue
Lineage: Eukaryota; Viridiplantae; Streptophyta; Magnoliopsida; Malpighiales; Linaceae
Source: the annotation of a GenBank genome assembly
UUUCUCACUUCCCAGUUCCCAUUCCCCCAGCCUCCAAGUUCCAAUGUUUUCCCGCCCCAAAAUCCAUGGCGCCGCCGGAGCAGCAUCCGGAGGAAGAAGCCAUCCGCCUGAAAUCCAUGGCUGAGGCGGAAUUCUCAGCCUCCAACCUGAAAUCAGCACUCAAACAUGCUAUGAAAGCCCAUCGGCUGUGCCCAGACCUCGACUGCCUUUCCGCCAUGCUCACCGCCCUGAAAACCCUCCGGUUUGCCGCCAAAUCCAAUUCCGAGGUCGUUGACUGGUACGGAAUUCUCCAGGUAGAGCCUUUCUCUCACAUCAACACUAUAAAAACGCAGUACAAGAAGCUGGCACUAGUUUUGCACCCUGACAAGAACGUAUUCGACGGUUGCGAGGAGGCGUUCAAGCUGCUAGGGGAGGGGUUUAGGGUUUUAUCAGAUAGAGCAGUAGAAAAGAGUAUGAUGUAGCUUCGAGAAUAAGGUUGCUGGAGGAGAGGGGUGAUGAUGACUCUGUAGUGGAGACUUUCUGGACAGCUUGUUCGAGGUGUAGCCUUCUGCAUCAGUUUGAGAGGAAGAGGAAGUAUUUGGGGCAUAAUUUGGUUUGCCGUAAUUGUAAGAAGAGCUUUGAAGCUGUGGCGGUUGAUGAUGAUGAGGAUAAAGACGAGGUUGGUAAUGGUUGUGUGAAGGUUGGAGUUAGGAGUUUGAGGUUGAGAAGGAAAGUUUUUGGUGGAGAUCAGUUGGGGAACUUUGAUUCAGGGAAUAAGGGAAGUGGAAAUGAGGUUUUGAAGAGGAAAUCGAGUGAUGAAGACCAGGUUUUACAGAAUUUUAAGUCUAAGAAGGUGAGAUUAUAUGAAGAAAUGGUGAUUGGCUGAAAUGCAAUUGGAAGCCAGGCGCAAGGCUAGUGCAGGAAAGGAAAAAUUGAAGGAUAAGCAGAAGGUGGAGGGACCGGAGAAAGAAGACGUAGCAAAGAGCAGAGAAUCUCGGAGUGGAAAAAGUAGGAGUUCAGUUGGUGUAAAUGAAAGAGCUCAGACAUCCAAGAAGAUUGUGAUUCAUGAGACGGAGAAGCAUGUUGUAUCGAGGAAGUCUAUGAGUGCUAAUAAUGUCGGGUAUUUGGAGAAUGGUGGUCAGGAGAUGAUGGAGGUUGAGGACUCAGACUUCUAUGACUUUGAAUCUUUGAUAGUGACAGAGCAGAGAAGAGUUUCAAGAAGGGGCAAGUGUGGGCUAUAUACGACGAUACUGAUGGAAUGCCUAGGCAAUAUGGUUUGAUUGAUGAGGUGGUCUCGGUGAAUCCUUUCCAGGUGAAGUUGAGUUGGCUGGAUCUCGUCAAUAAUGGAGAUGAGAGGUUGAUUAGCUGGUUAAAAACAGGAUCUUGUGGGAGCUUUAAGGUCGAUAGAAACAUGACUGUUGAUUCGAUGAAUAUUUUCUCACAUGUUAUGCUGUGUUAUAGGGCUGCGAGACAAGUUUACAGGAUUUACCCUAACAAGGAUUCUGUAUGGGGAGUUUACAGAGAAAGACAAAGACAUGUUCCACAGAGGGAUGAGUGCUACAACUUUGUUGUGGUUCUGAGUAAUUACAGUGAGAUUCACGGGCUGAGUUUUGCUUACCUCGAUAAGGUUGAUGGGUUCAAAACUGUGUUCAAUAGAAAGGAGUUUGGAUUUCACGGUGUUAAAUGUGUCGAUAAAAAUGAUCUCCAGAUAUUUUCUCAUCAAAUUCCUGCGAGGAAGGUCUCUAAUGAUGAGAUCCCCGAGCUUCUGAACGACUGUUGGGAGCUUGAUCCAGCUUCACUUCCAGCAGUGUUGUUCCAUUCAAAAGCAUGUAUAAGAGAUUAGAAUGGGAGGGAAUUGUUAACCCGCCCAUCGGAUGAUCAAACCCGAACUCUUCUUCUGCCAUGGUCAGCAAGUCCUGAAACGAUUCAUGGCUUAAGUAAGAUACUGGCACAACGAAUCUCUUCCUCUGAGUCUCUCCAACAUAGACUGCCAAGAAACCUUUCGGCACAUCUGGAAACCUUGUUGAGGCUGAUUUGCUUGAGCCAGACCCAGAUCGUCGGAGAAUUUGCUUGGCGAGAUUUCCUGGCAAACCGAUAGCCAUUUCUCUUUCUGUUGAUGAAUCUGAGCACAAGAAAAGAUGAUGGGAAAGGUGUAAGCAGGGAAUUUGAGACUCUUUGUUAUCUUCUUCUUGGUUGGAGAUGGUUCUGAGCUAAGAAUAUGCAGAUGUUUAUAUAGAUGGCUGCUUCACAAAUUUGACUGGGUUGGCUUGAGACAUGGUCCAUGGCAUAUCACAUGGUCCUGCCAUACCACCGUACAACAUAUGUAGGGAAGGGAGCGUAGGGGAGACGUACCCUACAACUGGAGGGUAAGCCAAUGGUGAAGGGCUUAAAGAUUGGGCCCUAGUUGUGGGGACAUUCAGGCAUUAAUGCUGUGGAUUAGCUGUGCAGCUAACCGUCCCAUUUUCUGGUCUGGACAUGGCUUAGACAACUAGUUGGGCGUUAAGUCGUGUCUGCUAAUGAAGACGGAAGAGUUCAACUAAUCAAAGAGGCAUUUAAGAGGAAGAAACUAUUGGCAUCCAACAUUAGCCGGCAGAUGCUUCGAAGAAAGAAGAACACUUUGGCUUGGACGAAGGCAAGGAAACUUCACAUUCUGGUAUUCUGGUAUGACAAUGAAAAUGACUUUGGAGUACUUGGUAUUUUGUACCUGUUUCUUUGAGUAUACCGUUACGGCAUGUACUCAGUUAUGUAUUGGAAACAUUCAGAAUGAUAUUUCAAUGCAUUAGGUUGGCUACAUCCACUUUUUACACAAACAAAAACCAGAUCCAUCUGGAGGUCCUACUCGAGGUUGAAUCAACGUUAAUACUAUUGACUCUACCUUUCACUCUUCCUCGGUGAAGCAUUGUGGUGGCAUUGUUUAGGGAGGAAUAGGCCGUUUCAUUACGGUCCUCGUCGCGAAUUGGGAGCUGAAUUGGUGAUAGUUUUGCAUGGUUUCAGGCUAUCUUCUUAGAUUUGUUUCAGAA